UCUAUGAUGAAAAUUCUAGAUAAUCCUUACAGAUUAUUCUUUGUUAAAUUUAUUCAAAAUCUCUUAUCUCACGUUGCACACAAUUCUUUAAAUUAUUUCCAGAAUUUGCUAACUAUUCAUUAUGGAAGGCAUACUUUUUUUUAUCAGUUAUUUCUGAUGGAUCAAAAAUUUUUGUAAUUUGUAAUUAAAUGGUUUCACAACAUCGAUAAAGUCGGAUCUAGCUCUUUUAAACCGAGUGGUUUUUACUUGGC
Messenger RNA from Rhizophagus irregularis DAOM 181602=DAOM 197198, 251 nucleotides. NCBI's taxonomy places the organism in Eukaryota, Fungi, Glomeromycota, Glomeromycetes, Glomerales, Glomeraceae. The record is from RefSeq and is a predicted model, not a curated record.